UCUUGCCGUAGUAACUCUGACGGAUGUCAUCUGACCAAAACUUUCGGCGCACUUAACUUACUUCAGGAAGCGACAUUACUUUACGAAUGACACUUUGCUAAAAUUGAUGAAACUGCUUUGGGGCAUUACCCAUCAUGCACGAAUAUGAAACGGCCACUCGCGUCACACCAGAUGGCUCCGUCCUCCGUCAAAUACCCAACAUUAAAAGUUAGGUUAGCUACUCAUGCUAACCGAUGACCUGUCAGAUCUAACUCCAUAAAGGCUGGCCAUGGCUCACCUAACAGACGGAGAAUCAAGACAAUUACUUUAAAAUGACACGGUGAGCCGGCGUUUUCUUCGAGGUCGUGUGCUACACGGAGAGGGCAUGUGCCGCUUUAUGCGCUACGGCGUCACCCACUGCAUGCGCGCAGCCAUGGCCCGGCUGCAGGAGCUCCGUGGAGAGGCGACCAUCCGCUCCUCCAUGCGGGCCCUGGACUAUCUGUCCCGCAUCAGUCUGCUGGUGGCGAUCUGCCUCGGGAUAUAUGCACGAUGGGAAAUCAGCCAAGAGGCCAACAUGCUCAUCAUCUUCGUUUUGGCCCUCGUUGUCCUUGGAUUAGCGAUGGCACUUCACUGUUACUUCCACAUGGAGAAAGUCAGCCAAAGUCUGAUCCACCUGUGGCGGGGGUCUCUGUUGGGUCUCCUGUGCUUCGUGGGUAGUCCUGCCCUCGACCACGGCGUGAAGGAGCAGACAACCAACUACUUGCUCUUGACUAGUAUGGUUCUCAGAACUCUCUGGGCUCUGCUGGAGCGGAUAUGCGGAUGCGCAAAGUACCGUCCUGCUUUCCUCACCACGGCGGAGCGGAUGGAACUGGUCGGCUUUGGCAUCGUGUCAUUCGUGGUCAGCAGCUCUCCGAGUGUGGCGGUGUUUGUCGGUGCGUUGGCGGUACUGAUGGUCGUUCUUCGGGUGAAAGCUGUCCUCACAAUUCCCAACCUAGUCGGCUUCGCCUUCUUCGGCGAAUUCCUGUUCAUCAAGGGCCUGGACGUGUCCACCAACAAGUUUGCCUUGGCGUGUUUCUUGAGCCAACUCAUGUGCGACCCUCUACUCGACUACUACUUCAGCGGCUCGUCUGUGACCGAGCGCUGGCAGCCGUUCCUGGCGGCUGGAGGCUGGCGACGGCUGUCCCUCCUUCCCCUACUGCUGGUGGUUGAGGUGACGUUCCUCGUUCUGGCCGCGUCUAAGCUGUCGGACGGGGGCCAGUUGUACCUGAUGAUUCCAGCCUUCGUGGUCUGCAUGCUCUUCUGGGGCAUCAUCCACCUGGUGUUCUUAAUCACCUUAUGGGGCUUCCACACCAAAAUCAGCGCCUGCCAGAGAGUGUGCUUGGCCCAGGGGUCAGGGUUCAACAGUCUAGACAAGGUCAUGGCAUCCAAAGGCGUGCGACACUUCUGCCUCAUCUCACAACGCCUCGUUCUAUUGACGCUGCUGUCCACCCUCAUUUUGGCAGCUCUGGCAUGGAUGUCGGUCUGCAGCCUCUCCAUCAGUGUGUCCCUGCUGGUGCUGCUCUUGGAGUCCCUCUUCCACGGGCUAUUCCACGAGUUGGGCAACAGUCUGGGGGGAACCUGCGUGGGCUAUGCUGUGGUCAUCCCCACUAAUUACUGCAGCCUCGACGGCCAGCCCAUGCUGCUGCCCCCGGACCAGGUGCAGCAGCUCAACCAGCGUUCCACGGACAUGCUGAACAAGGUGCAGCUCUUCUUCGCCCACCACAUGAUCGAGAACUUCGGCUGCGACUACUCCACCAGCGGGCAGAGCCUGGAGGCCAUGCAGGCCAAGCUGCACAGGUUCCUGGAGCAGCGGACGGCCGACGGCCCGCGCCACGACACCUACGUGGUGUACUACAGCGGACACACGCACCGCACCGGGGAGUGGGCUCUGGCAGGCGGUGACACCCUGCAGCUGGACCAGAUCGUCAAGUGGUGGCGGGAGAAGAACGCCGGGGCCUGCUCCCGUCUCAUCCUGGCUCUUGACGUGGAAAACGCCCUUCCCUGGACCAAGGAGGUGGGCCGCGUCGAGGCGGGCCGCGAGCACUCCGGCCUCUAUGUGGCGGUGCAGGGCGCCACGCUCUCGCCCGCCUCCGACCCCGAGGUGCAGGACGCCGGUCAGCUCGGGGACUUCACCCACCGCUGGGUGGAGUUCAACUGCAACCCCGGCGCCGACAUUCGCUGGUCGGAGCCAGACCGCCGCGUGUCGGCCGUCUACGGCGUGUCCCACCACUGGGGCGACUACUCGCUGCACCUGCCCACUGAGGGCGACGUCAACAGACACUGGCAGACCUACUUCCCCAGAGUCACCUACCCCGUGGUCCGGCUGGCGCUGUGGGCCUGCGGCCUGGACGUGUUUUGGGGCUGCGGCGUCUUCCAAAGGUACCUGCGGAGGCUCAAGCUGAACUGGUUCCCGCCCGCUAUCCUAGACACGGGCCAGGGCUUCAAGCUGGUCAGGUCCUAGCCCCCUGCACUCGGUUAAAGGCAUGGAUCUUAAGGCUGCACUCACACUAGGCCAUCUGGCUGUGGCUGUUGGCCGUUUUCACACCUAACCGUGCUCAAAUGGCCCCAUUGUUCUCUGGCCUGCACUCACACUAGGACAUCUGGCCUUGGCCGUUGGCCGUCGCAACUGUGGCCUGGCCACAGUAGGCUCUUCUUGUACAUGCGUCAUCACGUCGUAACACGUCAUCAUCAAGCGUCCGCUGCAUGGACCAUAAUAAAGUCUGCCGCCAGUCAGAGUUUUAACAACAAUGGACAACAACCCAGAGAACACACCAACAGUUGAACCGCUUGACGCGAUGUUUACCGUUUAAUGGGAAAGAAGGCUCGUCGCCUUUAUUAUGUCCGUGGUCGUCGCAUUGACUAUACGUCAUCCAGCUCAGGUUGCGUAGCUGUGCGUGUGCGCGUGUCGGCUCAUUAGCAUCUGUACCGUAGCGGCCCGUACCGUAGCAGCAAACCUCUCCCAAGUGGCCAAAUUGGCCUGGCCAGACUGGCCACACUCACACUGGCAGAUUUUAGCACGAUUAGGUGUGAAAACGGCCACGGCCAGAUGGCCUAGUGUGAGUGCACCCUAAGAGUCAGGGAGAAUAGAGUGUUUGUAAAGAAAACCCAAACAGAAUGGAUGAGUGUGUUUUAUUACUUAUAGAGUACAGACCGGUUAAGUCGUUAAUUUACAAAGUUACUGAUUGGGGUUUUAGUGUGUUCACUUAUUUCAUUGUUUUGGUUUUAUGUUUGCGCACAUGCCAGUUAAACGUCAUUGUUUGGGAUCUUGAUGUCGCCACCGACUAAAGAAGAGCAUACACAUGUUGGUUAUAAUAUGGGCUCUUCAAUUGAAUUGCAAUGUUGUAUUCGACAUGAUCGGUUAUCUCCUGGAAUUCACUUAGACCAGUGCCUUCUUUUGUACUGUAGUAUCACCAAAGAACUAGUAACAAACUUGCUUUGACUAAAGCCAGUCAUUCAACGGCCUUAUGACGCCAUGCUCCUUGCAAACACACUGUUCUGUAACAGUCUAUAGCUUCUCCAAAGGCACACCUGCACAGCUUAUGCUUAUUUAAUAUGUGUAUAAUAUGUGUAUAGAUUCCUCUUGGGAAUCCAACAAACGAUUCUUCUAUUUGGAACAAACUUUAAAGUGAAUGUAUUUUGUAAAGAGUCCAAGAAUCCCUGUUACCAGUAUAUAAUAAGUGCAAUGGGUUAAUGAAAAUACACCCAAUCUAUUUUCUCCAAUUAAAUACUUCAUAAAUAUAUUUUAUGCUUUUGGGGAUAGCUUUUAUAACUAUUCCAACUUCAGGGAAUUCCAGGAAAACCUUUAAUAAUUGCACUAGACGUAGUUGUUGUAAGGCUUAUAUUCACAUGAGUCAUGAGUGUCGUUUUUUUUUACAAAGGGGUGUUAUUUGUAAUUGACUUGCAUGCUAUUCAAAAUGACAUUUGCUAAAUUGAGACCGCUAUGCAAUAAAGAACCGAUUUGAAAA
Messenger RNA from Gadus macrocephalus (Pacific cod), 3983 nucleotides. Its product is annotated as transmembrane protein 168-like. The record is from RefSeq and is a predicted model, not a curated record. NCBI's taxonomy places the organism in Eukaryota, Metazoa, Chordata, Actinopteri, Gadiformes, Gadidae. The coding region runs from base 365 to 2479 and encodes 704 amino acids. The transcript has 4 exons.